Messenger RNA from Helianthus annuus (common sunflower), 629 nucleotides. RefSeq names its product histone H2A. Gene Ontology annotation, cellular component: nucleosome. NCBI's taxonomy places the organism in Eukaryota, Viridiplantae, Streptophyta, Magnoliopsida, Asterales, Asteraceae. The record is from RefSeq and is a predicted model, not a curated record. The coding region runs from base 66 to 512 and encodes 148 amino acids. Gene Ontology annotation, molecular function: DNA binding; protein heterodimerization activity; structural constituent of chromatin. The transcript is spliced from 2 exons.
CUUCACCAUCACUCAAAACCCAAAACAAAUUCAUCCAUAAUUUCUUUCUUCCGAGCAUUUUAGUGAUGGAGUCAACUGGAAAGGUGAAGAAGGGAGCCGCAGGAAGGAAAGCCGGCGGUCCAAGGAAGAAGGCGGUCACCCGUUCAGUCAAAGCCGGCCUUCAGUUCCCGGUCGGUAGAAUCGGCCGGUUUUUGAAGAAAGGUCGUUAUGCUCAACGUGUUGGAUCCGGUGCACCCGUCUACCUUGCUGCUGUCCUCGAGUACCUAGCAGCAGAAGUGUUGGAGUUGGCUGGGAAUGCGGCAAGGGACAACAAGAAGAACAGAAUAAUCCCGAGACAUGUGUUGUUAGCCAUUAGGAAUGAUGAGGAGCUUGGAAAGCUUUUGGCUGGAGUUACGAUUGCUCACGGUGGUGUUUUGCCUAACAUUAACCCGAUUCUUUUGCCCAAGAAGACUGCCGCUAAAGAACCUAAGUCUCCAUCAAAAGCUACUAAAUCUCCCAAGAAAGCAAAGUAGAUUAGUUAGAUAUGUUUGUCUUUUGUCUUUUGUUCGUCUGGUUUUAGAGUAGUUUAUAUGUUCAGAUGUGUUCAACCUCUAGAAGAAUGAAACGACUUGUUUUUUAAUUUUGGGGUA